AUGGGUGAGACUUUUUCUGCAAAACGGGGGAUGAUCAGAAAACAACGAUGUCACUCCCUUGAAUUUCUACCGAAUGAUUUAUUGCUGCGCAUAUUUGGAAACGUUUCAUCUGAAUCCAUUGAGGAUAUCUCCAACGUUAAACUAACAUGCAAAUCGUUUCUUCGUCUUGCAGAACAUGACAGUGUGUACAAGCAUGCAUCAUUGGACAAGUUCAAGUUGGAACCUCUGGAGUGGAUGACCGGACGAAGGUCGUCACGUUACCAUGUCCGGGUUCAUGAUGAUGACGAUAACGUAUCAUCGAACGAGGUGAAGGUUUCAUCCUUGAAAACUGCUGCUAUGAAUGGUCACGACGAUGCCAAGUACAUGUAUGGCAUGCUUCUGAUGUGCUCAGACAACGAAGCCCACAGAAACCAAGGUGUUUCUAUAUUUCGUUUGCUGGAUACAUCCGAGAGAGUCAAACAGUGUAGAAAGCGUGUCAAGACUUUUAUUCGUUCUCUAUGGAUGCGUCGAACAGUUGUCCCACAACAUCAAUCAUCCUUCUGUCAUUCUAACCUGUGUAUUAAUCUUGAACCAACAAUUAAACGAGACCCUUGGAUAUUGCAUGACGAGUAUGAUGAUGAUGGACCCCAAUGUGAAAAUUGCAAGGCAGAUUUUGAACUGAAAUUAUUUUGUAGCAUGACUGGUGUUUAA
Molecule: messenger RNA, 690 nt
Organism: Gastrolobium bilobum
Lineage: Eukaryota; Viridiplantae; Streptophyta; Magnoliopsida; Fabales; Fabaceae
Exons: 2
Coding region: 1-690 (229 amino acids)
Molecular function (GO): protein binding
Source: RefSeq, a predicted model, not a curated record